Molecule: messenger RNA, 1346 nt
Organism: Seminavis robusta
Lineage: Eukaryota; Bacillariophyta; Bacillariophyceae; Naviculales; Naviculaceae
Source: the annotation of a GenBank genome assembly
GGUUUCGCUCCAGAGGGAGCUCAACAACAACAACUUGAUUUGAAGGCUCACAAAAUCGAAGUGGACCUACAAUAGAAGGACUGCUACGACUACGAGCUGCACACACCCUGCAUUUUAUUAUCUGUUGCAUAUCUACUCCAUCUUGAGAUCGACCAUGAAGCGCACCGGUGGAAAGAACAACCAAAGCAACAAAAAGGGCCGUCGCAAGGUGCUUGUGGCUACCCCCAAGCAAGUUCCAGCUGCUGCUGAAGCUCCUCCGAAGAAGCCGAAGAAGCCGAAGAAGCCAGCUCCCCCACAGAAGCCAACUGCGGUUACCCCUGUUGCUAAGGCCGACCUCGCUAACAAGGUUGACGUGGGAACGUUGCUACAAGACCCUGCCGUCAAUCAGUUCCUCACUAUGCUAACCGAACAGCCUGGUCUGUUCGCACAGGUCGCCAACCCAGCUGCUGUAGUCGCCGAUACUCCAGCAGCAUCCAACAACGACGACUCGGUCUCCGAAACCAGCGUCGUGGAAGUCGUCGCCGCCACUUCCAAGAAGGUCCUCAAGACAACUGGAGCUGGAACUGCCGUCGCGAUCAAACAAGAAAGCAAGCCUGCCGGGAAUGACAGCUCGAAGCUCGAUGCCGACAAGCCUGUUGUUCUAGUUCGAUGCCGUCCAGCUCAAGAUAGCAGUCGCAACCUCACAGUCGAGAUGGUCGGGAAGCGUUGGUUCACGGACUUCCUUACAACCCACCAGGUCGAAGACCGUGGUCUGAGCGGACUCGACAUCGAGACCAAAAUUGGAGGUCGCUCCGCGCUCAUUUCCAAGCUAGUGGCUUUCAUGAAAGACACUGUAUACAAGACCCGUAUCCCUUCUGUCACGAAACGUCGAACUGGUCUCCAGCAUUUCAUGCGCAUGGGAGUUCAACUUUGGAGUCUCACCAUUGACGAACAGCGCAAGGUGCUCUCCCAGGAGGACGCCACGUGCUACGCCGCCUCGGAGAGUGACUAUGAAUGGAACGACCCUGAGCAGCCAUUCAUUGAAGUUGACGACGACAGUGACGAAGAAGAGGAGCAGGACGAGGACGAGAGCGAGACAUAAGCGAGGACGAGGUUGAUCUACGAAAAUACAAGAGAUGGAGCCACUACCACUACAUUGCAUGUUUGUGUUUGUUUAGAGUUUGACAUCGUUGUGCAGCAAAGAGGACUACGGUACAAAAUUUGCUACCCCGUUCGGUUCAAGAGGGAGUGCGAGAGGAGCCAAAACCAGCUGGUGGUUGGCAUUCACGAGGUGAACCUCCCGGGACUCGCUAGAACGAGGUAGACGUAGAAUCCCCUUUUAAUUUUUAGCUUAUUCUUUUGUGUCA